Molecule: messenger RNA, 978 nt
Organism: Purpureocillium lilacinum
Lineage: Eukaryota; Fungi; Ascomycota; Sordariomycetes; Hypocreales; Ophiocordycipitaceae
Product: holocytochrome c synthase
Biological process (GO): cytochrome c-heme linkage
Cellular component (GO): mitochondrion
Molecular function (GO): holocytochrome-c synthase activity
Source: RefSeq, a predicted model, not a curated record
AUGGGUUGGUUCUGGGCCGACACUUCUCCUGUUGUCGUGCGCGCUCCAAGCGGCCAUCCUCACGUCGCCACCAACCAGGCGCCUCCGAGUGGAUGCCCUAUGCACAAGAAAACCCUCGAUGCGCUGAAUCCCAACGAAAAGAAGGCCGCCGAAGGCACCUCGGCGUCGAGCUGCCCAGUGCCUCACGCGUCUCGUGGCGCCGAAGAACAGCCCAAGUCGAUUAUUUCGCAGCUCAAUCCGCUCAAUUACAUGUUCCCCGACCUCUCCCAAAAGCGCGCCCCUAAUCAAGCCAUUGCAUUACCGACGAGUCGCGAGGAAUCUACGAUACCAAAGGGUUCGGGCGACGGCACAUGGGAGUACCCAUCUCCCCAGCAAAUGUACAACGCGCUUCUUCGCAAAGGCUACACCGACACAGAUGUCACAGCUGUAGAGUCCAUGGUAUCGGUGCACAACUUCUUGAACGAAGGUGCCUGGGCGGAGAUUGUGGGCUGGGAGCAACGCUUUGCGCGUGGACUGUACAAGGGGUGGCAAAUAUGCAAAAGGGGAGAAGCCCACGCGCCAGAAGAGUUGGAACGGCACUGGGACGGGACCGAGAGUCCACCAACACUUGUUCGAUUCCAAGGGCGGCCCAAGGAUCUGACGCCCAAGGCCACCAUGCUUCAAGUCUUGGGCUGGAUCUACCCAUCCAAGUUCGGAACCGAGCUUCCAUUCGACAGACACGACUGGUACGUCUCACGCGACGUGAAUGGCCAGAGACGGGAGAUUCGCUACGUUAUCGACUACUAUUCCGGGGAGCCUGAGCCAACGGGUGAGCCGGUCUUCUACCUCGAUGUCCGACCGGCGGCGACGCCUCUCGGUUCCGCGGAGCGCAUCAUUAGAUGGGGGAGCGAUGUGUGGUGGAAGGCCAUCGGAGGCGACAAGCGAGAGCAAGACCCGCAACCCUUCUUCCGCCACACUUCCUCGAAGCCGUGGGGUUGA